GCCUGCCAGGGCGACGUCUCUCAUCGAGCUCAAGAAGCGUCAAUGGGCGAGAGAAAGAGAAGACAUGAAGAACUACGGCGGGAUCUGGAGGCAUUUCAGCGACGCCGAGGAGCCCAAGUACCGUCCGUGCACCAGGGGGCAGUUUAAGUCAAAUUUGGAACUUAAGUCCUACACUGAAUUAUCUCCUAUUUUGAGAAGAAGAACGCCCAGUCUUCCACCGAUCAACGCCGUCAAUUACGAAACCCUGCAGUGCAGCCCACCCGAUGAGGGCGACACGUCGGGGUACGCGAGCGACUCGGCAGGAAACGAGUACCUACUCGGCGAGACGUGGACCAAGCACACACCCUGGACUUCGUACCCAAGAAAAACGCCAGAGUCGUCUGGAGAAAGGGCGAAAUGGGGCGAUAGGGGAGUAGGGAUAGGCCAUCUCUGGACCCCGAACCCGCAUAUACCUCAGGCACCGCUACCUCUCGUAGAGCGUUCCACCCCUUCCUGGCUCAACAGGGGAUUAAGGGAACCGGCACAAGUAUUAGUCAUAGCGCACGAAGAGACGUACACAGAUAGCCUGACAAGCAGCCAGGAUAUGUCUAAAAGUUGUGAUACAAUUAUAUCAACCGAUGAUUUCCCAAGAAAUUAUCUCAGGGGUCAAAUUGCUACAUCAGACCCUCAGGUGAUUGCAGACCGUGAAAGAAGAAGGCUGAAAGCUAUAGAACAGCACAACGCCAUAAAACAGCAAGUAGAAGAAAAGGAAAAAAAGAAAAGAGAAGAAAUGGAACGGCUAGAAAGAGAGGAACGGGAAGAAGAAGAAAGGUUGAAAAGGUAUCAAGAGCUCGAGCUAAUGAGGAUUGAAGAAGAGAAAAGAAAACUUAAAGAAAAAGCAGAAAAAGAAGAAAAGAAAGCCAAGGCGAUGAGAGAAGCCCUAGAAAUCGCCGAGAGGGCUGCGAAAGAGGAAAAAGCACGAGCGAGGAGGAAACAUUUAAGAAAAGACAAAAGCCCGGUACAGCAUAUCAUGAAAUACAGCGAUAAAGAAAACGAAAAGAGUGAACAAAAAGAAUUAAUAAAGGAAGAAAGUAAUAAAGUACAUGUCGAAGAGACAGAGCAUGUAAGAAAUGAGCAUCAAAAUAAAGAACAGGUAAAGGAUGAUGACCGAAAGGCAGAGCACAUAAUGGAUGAGCAUCAGGUGCAAGACGAAAUGAAAGACGUAAAGACCGAAGAUAUAAAAACAAAUGAAAAGAAAGAAGAACAAAUCCGAGAAGAGAAAGAUAAAGAAUUACCAAGAGUAAUGGAAAAUGAAAUAAUAGACUCAGGUGUAGAAUCGUGUCUCACUGAAAGUAAAGAUGAAUCUGAAAAAUGUACCGAACCAGAAACUAAACCUGAACCAUCUCAGGCUUUUGAACCUUCGCUAGAACGCGUGAUUCCAGAGGUUUGCCAUUCACCACCGCCUCCUCCUGAGCAAUCUUUUGAAAAAAUGGCCACACACCCGUCGGAAAUUCGCGAACUCACUCUGGCCGUGAGCGAACUCAGGAUAGAAGCUGAAGAGAUAGACGCGAGCAGGAUCUGCGUCGUGCCUUCCCCUGGAAGGCUCCUUACGCCGACCGUAUUCCGGCAAAAAGCCAAGACCGAACGGUCCACUCAGACCGAGACAAAAACGAGAAUUAGCAGAAGCAAAUCAAUCAGGAUGGAAGACAGACCGAAAUGGGGCGUCAACAGGCCCACAACCAGAUACGUCAAGGCAAGCGAUCGCGAUCCUUACAGAAAAACAAUAAAAUAUAGGCAAAAUGAUUCCAGGUCACCAUCGCCUAUGAACCACUCCAAGACAUCCUUCAUGAGCUUUUGUCCAUUGAGCGGAAAUACAUCUUCAGGUUCAUCGGGAAAUAUUUAUAAACCUGUUAACUCGAAAGCAGUUGGGACGCCAAGGGUCGUCCACGUCCUGCCGAACACAGGGGUACUCAAGAAAUCUUCAGCCGGAAAAAAAUACAUCUCGAUUAAAAAUGGAAGAAAAGUCUCCAGUAAACAAAUUAGCUCUGUUGUCGAAAAACAUCACGACUUAUCUGAUAUCCUGACUGUCAAAGAAGUCCUAGCGCAGCUUACUGCGUUAAAAAAGGGGCUGACAAUGAAGAAGAAGGAAUGGGCGGUGACAAGAAGCCCGACGCCAUUUUCCGAAGUAUCUUCCGUCUCGUAAAUCAGAAUUGUUUAACCCAUC
This is a messenger RNA of Cimex lectularius (bed bug), 2203 nucleotides long. Its product is annotated as trichohyalin-like. Gene Ontology annotation, cellular component: cilium; microtubule. The transcript has 14 exons. Gene Ontology annotation, biological process: cilium assembly. Gene Ontology annotation, molecular function: microtubule binding. NCBI's taxonomy places the organism in Eukaryota, Metazoa, Arthropoda, Insecta, Hemiptera, Cimicidae. The record is from RefSeq and is a predicted model, not a curated record. Bases 65 to 2182 code for a protein of 705 amino acids.